AAAACAACGCCCAUGUGUACGAACGGGUAGGCAUUUGGAGCGCGAAAAAACAGUGAUAAAAUAUUGGAUAAACAGUGAUCGAACUCAAUUCGCACCACUCGUGUGAAGAAAGAAAUGACCGACAGCAAUAGCAGACGCAUUAAUCUCACCGCGACCGGAAAAAUGCCUUUCAAUCAUAACGAAAACAUUUCUCCGCUGGGGUCUGGAAUGCCGCAGAUAAAUAGUGUGAAUGCACCAACCACCAACAAGCGCAUGCCGCUGAAGCUAGCAAUUCCGAGUGGGAAAUAUCAAUUUACCGAACCUCUCGAACAUCCCAGCACUGCGCCGGUUCAAUCUAUGUCGAAACCAUUCGGUGGAACCAAAUUCAACCACACACCGGAGUUUGUAAGUGGAAGUCCACUGACAGCACAUGGAAGCCGGUUCGGAACGAUGUCGCAUAGAUUGGGCGAGUUCGACGAGAUUAAUGACGGCUUCAUGUUGACCUCCCCUUCGAUAUCCGACUUUGACAGCAAUGGAUCGCUACACAUUAGUAGCGUAACGGCGAGCCCAGAGCAUUCUCCUUUAAUAAUGCAUCUAAUGGAGGCAAACUCGCCUGGGACCGCAUCUAGCCAAGGCACCGGAAGUACGUCGUCAAUAACGCGUCUCAUGCGCCUCAGCCCAGCCUUACUGCACAGUUGUUAUCAGCAGCAAGCCAACGAGGAGAUGUCCGACUUGGCCGAUACGGGCAGUAGCAUCGCAUCCAACGGAACACCCACGGUCCCGGUGGGAACAGCGCAUCGCAUUGGCCAGAGCUUGUUCAGCACCAAUGCACCGUCAUCGGCAGGAACAGCAGCAGCAGCAGGUUUAACAACAACAGGCACAAUGCUCGCCAACGCAAACAUCAGCUCAUCACAGGAGUUACUGAACUCCGCGUCCACCAGUAGCAAGAGUUCCAAAGUGUCUUCUUCGACGAGCAGCACCACCACCACGACGUCCAGAAUGGCCAAAACUUCCUCGACACAACGAUUGAUGUCUUCCUCUCUCACAUCCUCCUCCUCCUCAUCGUCGAAAUCUGCCUCGUCAUCGGCGACAGCAUCGUCAGCAGCGGCGGUCAAGCAGGAUCUCGGCGAAAUGCAGAACUCCAUGGCCGAAAUGAAAAACAUGCUUGGCCACGCCAGAACCUCAUCGCAGAUCUCCACUUCCACAUCGUCAUCUUCGACGUCUUCCAAAAUGACUUCCUCCGAGUGUUCCUCGUCGAGUCAAGUGAAAAAAUUAGCCAUGGGAAACAGUUCAUCCAACUUGGUGGAACUUCAGAAGAGACUACGAGCCUCUAUGGACAGCCUGGACGAGCCCAUGACUGAGUACCAGGUUACACACCCGGACUCUGAUGGUGAGAUUAGUAAUAUGAUAGUGAAGAAUCCCGAUGGCACAAUGGUGCAGAAUGGACACUUGGGCAUGAACGGAACUGUAGAUACGGUGAAGUUUGAGCAGAAAAAAACCACAUCCGAAUCGAAAACCAAGGUGGUAAAAGAUGGGUUCAGCCGCGAGCAGGCAACCUUGAAUUCGGCACAGAUGAAAAAACUACACGCUGGGGAUGUCCAAUAUCAGGAGGAGGCGGCUUUGGCCGCCGUGAGCAACAAAACGGAAGUCGAUGGAUUGAAGCACGAGGAGAAAGCUGCGAUUCUGAAUGAAGCACGUUCCCUGAAGAUGGGUGAUUUCCAGCAAGCUGAAGCGAAUAAUAUAGCAGCUCACAGUGUGAAAGUGUCGAGUGAUCAUUUCAGUUCGGAAAAGAAAGCCAUUGCUCAGGCACAACAACGACAAACAGUAACAUCUUCAGGAGUAUUCAACCAGGAGAAGCAUAUUUCUGCGGCUACACAAUCCAACUUCUCGUCCCAUAGUAUGGUUACUUCUACUUCGCAGAUGACUUCUCAUUCGUCGACGAUGAAUGGCACAAUCAACGGAAACUUUCCCAACUUUGAGGAUCUCGAAUGUCUCGCCAACAACCCCAUGAACAUUGAAAACGUUAUACAUAAGUAUUCGAACCAUUUAACGGAUUAUGUUAAGAACCUGCAGCAACAGGAACAGAUACAGAAGGCACCAAGCCUUUUAAACGAAAUGAACGAAAUCAUACAACGAGCCUGGGCUGUUCCAACUCAUGGCCAUGAGUUAGGAGCAAGCCUGUGCGAUACAUUGCGCAAAACAGGAGGAUUGGAUUUGCUCAUGAAGAACUGCGUUGACAGCGACUCAGCUGUUCAAUUUUCAUCGGCAAAAUUAUUGGAACAAUGUCUCACUACCGAAAAUCGCUCACAUGUGGUUAAGAACGGCCUCGACAAGGUGGUAAAUGUUGCUUGUGUUUGCACGAAGAAUAGUGGCACGGAUCAUUCACGAGUUGGAACGGGAAUCCUGCAGCAUCUAUUCAAACACAGUGAAGACACAUGCUCUAAUGUAAUUAGACUAGGAGGUCUGGAUGCAGUCCUAUUCGAAUGUAGGAAAAACGACGUUGAAACGUUGAGACAUUGCGCGGGUGCCUUAGCAAACUUAUCUCUCUAUGGUGGGGCAGAAAACCAAGAGGCGAUGAUCAAUAGGAAAGUACCUUCUUGGUUAUUCCCACUAGCUUUCCACCACGACGAAAAUAUCAAAUACUACGCCUGUCUUGCCAUUGUGGUUCUGGUAGCGAAUAAAGAAAUUGAAGCUGAAGUAAUCAAAUCGGGUACUCUAAACCUUGUGGAGCCUUUCGUAACAUCUCACAAUCCGUCCGAAUUUGCAAAGUCCAAUUUGGCCCAUGCGCACGGCCAAAGUAAGCACUGGUUGCAAAAGUUGGUUCCUGUGUUGAGCUCAAAGCGCGAAGAAGCACGAAACCUAGCAGCAUUCCAUUUCUGCAUGGAGGCAGGAAUCAAAAAGGAACAAGGUAAUACGAAUAUCUUCAAGGAGAUCGGCGCAAUCGAGCCACUCAUCCGAGUAGCAAGUUCACCGAACGCGAUCGCAUCAAAGUUCGCAGCCCAAGCGCUGCGACUAAUCGGCGAAGAAGUUCCUCACAAGCUGUCCCAACAGGUGCCCCUGUGGUCCACCGAAGACGUGCGAGAAUGGGUUAAACAGAUCGGGUUUUCAGAAUACGAGCACAAUUUCUUCGACUCGAAAGUCGACGGUGAUCUAUUGCUGCAAUUGAACGAUGAGAACCUCCGCGAGGACAUAGGCAUGACAAACGGAAUUCGACGCAAGCGUUUCGAACGCGAACUGCAGAAUCUAAAAAGAAUGGCAGACUACAGUUCACGAGAUCCUGACAAUCUGCACACAUUUUUGUACAAAAUUGCUUCCGAAUACACAAUCUACACGUACUCGAUGCUGAACGCAGGAGUUGACAUCGAUUCCAUUCGUAAUUUAGACGACGAUCAACUAAUAGGCGAAUGCGGCAUCACAAACUCCAUCCACCGGUCGCGCAUUUUGAACGCCAUCAAGAACAACGAGACCUCUUCGCUAUCGCUGGAGAAGAGCGCCGAAAAGAGUUUGGACGUGUUCGUCAGCUAUCGGCGUAGCAACGGGUCACAGCUGGCCAGCUUGCUGAAGGUCCACCUUGAGCUGAGGGGAUUCUCGGUGUUCAUCGACGUGGAACGCCUCGAGGCCGGAAAGUUCGAUAACAAUCUGCUGCAAAGCAUUCGCCAUGCGAAACAUUUCUUGCUGGUACUGACUCAAGAUGCCCUGGAACGGUGCGUAGACGAUGUCGAAGGCAAGGAUUGGGUGCAUAGGGAAAUCGUGGCAGCCCUUAAUUCUGAAUGCAACAUCAUCCCAAUUAUCGACAACUUCCAGUGGCCAGAACCGGAACGCUUACCGGAGGAUAUGCGAGGCGUGUGCCACUUCAAUGGAGUUAGGUGGAUCCAUGACUACCAAGAUGCAUGCGUGGACAAACUGGAAAGGUACAUACGGAAUACCCUUAACCGUAACGGUCGCUCUAGCGCGUCGUCGCAAAGAUCGUGCCAUUAGAAAAUUUGUAUUAACUUAUUUUCUCCGAAUCAAAAGCAUAUUCAAGAGAGCAAGAUCUCAUGAUGAUCAAGACAAGCGUUAGAACUGUCCACUGUUUGUGUGAAUGUGUGUUUUUUACUACCAAAUAUUGCUACCACUACCAGUUCACACUAGCGCUAACAAACUACUCAUCACUAGUACUGCCGUCAGCUCUCGCAAAAAAUCUAUUCAGCUGAUCUCAUCUCUAUGUGUUUGUGUUAAGUGUGUCACAGUUCUGGAUAACUGUAUUACGGUAGAUGGUAUGCUAUGCAUAAUGAAAGUUGAAACUAGUGGGACACCCACCGUUGGAUCAACGAUGAGCCCUGCAGUAAGCGUGAUGAGUUCCACCAUGAGUGGCGACUGGCAUCUCUGAAA
Messenger RNA from Armigeres subalbatus, 4350 nucleotides. It is a transcript of the gene Sarm, whose product is annotated as NAD(+) hydrolase sarm1. Gene Ontology annotation, biological process: negative regulation of MyD88-independent toll-like receptor signaling pathway; response to axon injury; signal transduction. Gene Ontology annotation, cellular component: dendrite. The coding region runs from base 115 to 3957 and encodes 1280 amino acids. The record is from RefSeq and is a predicted model, not a curated record. Gene Ontology annotation, molecular function: NAD+ nucleosidase activity; signaling adaptor activity; protein binding. The transcript has 9 exons. Lineage: Eukaryota; Metazoa; Arthropoda; Insecta; Diptera; Culicidae.